Molecule: messenger RNA, 782 nt
Organism: Prorocentrum cordatum
Lineage: Eukaryota; Dinophyceae; Prorocentrales; Prorocentraceae
Source: the annotation of a GenBank genome assembly
CCCUCCCGCCUCUCCCCCUUUGGCCUCCCCCUCUCCCUCCCUCUCUCUCUCAUCGCCGCCCUCUCCUCCCCGCGGCCGCCCGGGCGCUCAGAGCGUGUCGUGGCCCGCCCGGCCCACGCCCGUCCACGCGACCAGCCCCGCGCGACCAGCCGCAGCAAUGCAGGGCCUCCAGACGCUGCUCGUGCUCGCCCUGCUGCCCGCCGCGCUCGGCGGGGCGCAGGCCGCCGCGCGCGCCGGCGGGGCGAUCGGCCAGCUCGAGAUGCAGAUGCACGCCAUGGAGGUCGAGCAGGACCCCUGCGCGGGCUGCGACGAGGGGCUGGCCUACAGCUACCAGGCCUGCGCGCGGGACCACGGCAACCCGUGCGCGGAGCGCAACGAGGCCGGCCUGGUCACGGGCGCGCAGGGCACGAAGAAGGACGUCUCCUGCUGCCUGACGAAGGAGAAGCACGACCGGUGCCUGGAGUGCAAGAGCAUGGACUGUGCGUACAAGACCUGCAACGUCAACAAGCAGUACUACGCUGAGCGCACGCUGGUCGAGGCGGAGAACACGAGGGACAAACAGUGGGACAGCAAGGCCAUGGAGGCCGCCGGCUGGGGCACCGACAACACGGACUGAGGAUCGGCGGCGGGCCGUGCCAGCUCCCGAGGGCACCCGCGCGGCCAGCCCGUGGACGACUGCCUCCUGCUCCUCGCCCUCCUCUUCCCUCCUCCUCCCUCCACCUCUCGCCCGCCUACAUCCCCUCGCUAUCCGCACCCGUCCCACUGCCGGCGCUGCUCUGGGG